AUGUCAACUAAAGACAGUAAAGCUUACUAUUCGGCAGAUGUUCUCUAUGGUAAAUGUGAUAAGCAACCAGCUGUUGUUGAAACUGUGCAGUUUCAUGGAAUUAAAGCGACUAAACGUGAUGCAUUGUUGAAAGAAAUUGCACAUCUCUACUCAGUUUCAACUCUACCAGAAUUAAUACGAUGUUGUAAUUUGGCUGCUAGGCAUUUUCAAGAAGUAGGUCUUCUCGAAAGUGUUACUCCAUUGAUUGAUUCAGUGAAUGGAAAAUCUGGCAAGUAUGUAAUCAAUUUUAUUGUGAAGGAACCUAAAAUGUUCAAUUUAAGUGUUAAGGCUGGUAUGACAAGUCGUGGAGAUGCUGAUUAUUCGUUGAAUGCAAGCAAAGAAAGUUUUGGAGGGCGUGGUGAAUCGCUAAAUGCAAGUUAUGCAUACACUUUCAAGAGAGAUGAGACUUUCAAUAUUUCGAUGUCUAAGCCUUUUCUUGGCUGGCAGAAAUAUUCGAAUUUGGGAUUUUCUUUGUAUCGAAGUUUCACUAAUUUACCAUGGAGUCUCAGCGAAACUAAAGAAAAUGGACUAGUUUUGCAGUAUAAUGGCCAGCUCUGGGAUAGAAAAAUUCAGCAUAAUAUAAAAUUAAAUACGAUCUGGCGAAAAUUUUGUCCGACAGAAAAAACAGCAUUUGCGGUUCGAGAAUAUGCAGGUUAUACGAUGAAAUGUUCAGCAGAGAACUCAUUAGCUUACGAUACUCGAGAUCGACCUAUUCUUUCUACAAAAGGCGUUCUGUUGAAGUUUACUCAAGAAUAUGCUGGCUUUCUUGGUGAUGCAACAUUUUUGAAGUAUCAGAUUACUGCUCAAGCGGCAACAAAGUUACUGAUGGGUUUGUUACUAAGCGCAUCGUGUCAAUUUUCAAUCAUACAUUCAUUACCUAAUCGUUCAUUGCAUUUAUUAGAUCGUUUAUAUGCUGGAGGCCCUUUUGACGUACGUGGAUUUAGUUGGAAUACUAUAGGAGAUCGAGUUGAUGGUUCGUCUUGUGUUGGAGGAGCAGCCUCUACUAUCGGCGUAAUACAUUUGUAUAGACCUCUUUUUCCACCAGAGAUGAUUUAUGCCCAUGCAUUUGUUGCUGGAGGAACUGUAGCAUCAGUUCAUUCUCGACAGCGAUUUCGAGAUAUGUUGGAUACAGUACGUGUGAGCACUGGAUUAGGAUUAACGUUUUUGUUUAAAAACUUUAUUCGAAUUGAAUUGAAUUACACUCUUCCAUUAAGGUAUAUGUCGGGUGAUCAAUGUUCGCCGUCGUUUCAGUUUGGUGCUGGCCUUAAUUUCUUAUGA
Molecule: messenger RNA, 1317 nt
Organism: Thelazia callipaeda (thelaziosis nematode)
Lineage: Eukaryota; Metazoa; Nematoda; Chromadorea; Rhabditida; Thelaziidae
Source: the annotation of a GenBank genome assembly